Messenger RNA from Ictalurus furcatus (blue catfish), 1368 nucleotides. Its product is annotated as chromodomain-helicase-DNA-binding protein Mi-2 homolog. The record is from RefSeq and is a predicted model, not a curated record. The coding region runs from base 204 to 1235 and encodes 343 amino acids. The transcript is spliced from 12 exons. Gene Ontology annotation, molecular function: DNA-binding transcription factor activity, RNA polymerase II-specific; DNA binding. Gene Ontology annotation, biological process: regulation of transcription by RNA polymerase II. Lineage: Eukaryota; Metazoa; Chordata; Actinopteri; Siluriformes; Ictaluridae. Gene Ontology annotation, cellular component: nucleus.
GUUACAGCUGGAUUCUUCGGACAUUAUUUAUCGUACAGGAGUCUGGCAGCGAUCAGCCCUCACCCUGCAGCUGUGAUACACUGACUGUGAGCAAGGAGUCAGACACGGAUGAGGGGGCAGAUUCUGGGAGUUAUAAAGACUCGGACUUCCUGAGUGAGGAAGGGCCUUUAAAGCUCAGCAAUCGAGGGAGGAAGAGGAAGAAGAUGAGACAGAGCUCUAGGAAGAGCAGGAGGAAGAGACCCAGAAGAAGUCCCUCCGUCCAUCAGGAACUGGGAGAGAAACUCAAAACGAAACCCAGGUUUCCUGUCACAUGUGGAAAUAAAGAAGGCAUCCUACACAAAGAUAGGCUUAGCAAAAAACAGCCGUGCAUCUUGUCUGAUGGCCGGUGGUUCACCCCUAGUGAGUUCGAGAAGUUUGGAGGAAAGGAGAAAAACAAAAAGUGGAAGAUUAGUAUCUUUUACAAUCAGAUUCCGCUGCAAACGUUUAUACAGGACGGCUUUCUUUCCGCUCUGUCGUUUAGAAUGAAGCGCUCGCAGGAUCACGAGCCAGCGUGCAGGAAGAAGCUGAUUAGGUGCAGAAGUGGUACCAGACCUGGCAAAAACAGUCACACGUCCAAGUCUGACAGCACCUCAGACUCGAGCUCGGAGUCUGAUGAUGAUGACGUUUACUGCGAUGAUGAUGAUGAUGAUGACGUCGACGACGAUGAUGAUGACGACGACGAUGAUGACGACGACGACGACGAUGAUGUUCGGGUCACUGAGAGCACGUUCAGCGGCAACUCUUUUAAAGUCAAGUGCUCUUCAGGGAGAGGGGUUCUGCAUGUGAACCGCUUUGCUAACGAGACGUAUGGAAAAUGCAUCAGGACGCAUGACGCCUGGCUCACCCCCAAGGACUUCCUCGACCUGUACAAAGCCGACGGAAACUGGAGACGGGACAUCAGAUGCCAGGGGGUCCCUCUUGGAAAGCUCAUAAUGGAGAGGACGUUGGAGCUUCAUAUGGUGAACUGUAAGUGUCCCAUCUGCACGAGAGACCAUCUUCAUAUGCUGGAUCAGAACAAUGAUGACGUCUGCUUUCAGUGCAACCAGGAAGGAGAUCUGGUGUGUUGUGCCAAAUGUCCACGUGCCUUCCAUCAUCACUGCCACACACCAGCUUUAAGAGACGACAUGAUCAGUGAUGACUGGACCUGUUCCUUCUGCAAGAAGUCCCUUCCAGCUGCUCGUAAUAAGAGCUUAUGACCCGUCCUGAAUGUUUAAACACGGUUACCGCUGUAACAGCAAUGUGAAUUACAUACAUUUCUUUAAAAUCAUUUUUGUAGGACAGGUUUUGGUGCGUAUUGUUUACAAACAUAAUAAAGACUUUUUAUUUUUA